Messenger RNA from Nicotiana attenuata, 1799 nucleotides. RefSeq names its product 7-deoxyloganetin glucosyltransferase-like. Bases 62 to 1537 code for a protein of 491 amino acids. The transcript is spliced from 2 exons. Gene Ontology annotation, molecular function: UDP-glycosyltransferase activity. The record is from RefSeq and is a predicted model, not a curated record. NCBI's taxonomy places the organism in Eukaryota, Viridiplantae, Streptophyta, Magnoliopsida, Solanales, Solanaceae.
CUUGCCAAAAAUCAUAGUACAAAUUAAUCUUUCAUUUCCGCUCGAGAGAUCUAGAGAAAGAAUGGGUUCCAUCAUUGCUGAAUUAAAAAAACCUCAUGCAGUUUGCAUACCGUACCCUGCCCAAGGCCAUAUUAACCCCAUGUUAAAGCUAGCUAAAAUCCUUCAUCACAAAGGCUUUCACAUCACUUUUGUCAAUACUGAAUUUAACCAUAGACGUCUUCUUAAGACUCAUGGCCCUGAUUCCCUCAAGGGCAUAUCUUCUUUCCGUUUUGAGACCAUUCCUGAUGGACUUCCACCAUGUGAUUCCGAUGCGACACAAGACAUACCUUCUUUGUGUGAAUCUACAACCACUACUUGCUUAGGUCCCUUUACCGAUCUUCUUGCCAAGCUAAAUGAUACUAACACAUCCAACGUGCCACCCGUCUCGUGCAUCGUUUCUGAUGGUAGCAUGAGCUUCACCCUAGCUGCUGCACAAGAAUUGGGUGUCCCUGAUGUUCAGCUCUGGACAAUUAGUGCUUGUGGUUUCUUAGGUUACUUGCAUUACUACAAGGUUUUUGAAAAAGGAUAUGCUCCACUGAAAGAUGCGAGUGACUUGACAAAUGGGUACCUAGAGACAACUUUAGAUUGGAUAACGGCUAUGAAAGAUGUACGUUUAAGAGAUCUUCCAAGUUUCUUGAGAACUACAAAUCCAGAUGAAUUUAUGAUCAAAUUUGUGUUCCAAGAAACAGAGAGAGCAAGAAAGGCUUCUGCAAUUAUCCUCAACACGUUUGAGACACUAGAGAGUGAAGUCCUUGAAUCACUCCGAAAUCUUCUUCCUCCAGUCUACUCUAUAGGACCUUUGCAUUUGCUAGUGAAACACGUUGAUGAUGAGAAAUUGAAAGGUCUCGGAUCUAGUCUUUGGAAAGAGGAACCAGAGUGUAUACAAUGGCUUGAUUCUAAAGAACCAAAUUCUGUUGUUUAUGUCAACUUUGGAAGCAUUACUGUUAUGACUCCUAAUCAACUUAUUGAAUUUGCUUGGGGACUUGCAAACAGCCGGCAAACCUUUUUAUGGAUCAUAAGACCUGAUAUUGUUUCAGGUGAUACAGCAAUUCUUCCACCCGAAUUCGUGGAAGAAACGAAGAACAGAGGAAUGCUUGCUAGUUGGUGCCCACAAGAAGAAGUACUUAGCCAUUCAGCAAUUGGAGGAUUCUUGACUCAUAGUGGAUGGAAUUCUACCCUCGAAAGUAUAAGCAGUGGGGUGCCCAUGAUAUGCUGGCCAUUUUUCGCUGAACAACAGACAAAUUGUUGGUUUUCUGUCACUAAAUGGGAUGUUGGAAUGGAGAUUGAUAAUAAUGUGAAGAGGGAUGAAGUCGAAAGCCUUGUGAGAGAAUUGAUGGUUGGUGACAAAGGCAAGAAAAUGAAGGAAAAGGCAAUGGAAUGGAAGAAAUUGGCUGAAAUUGCUGCUGCAGAACAUUCAGGUUCAUCUUAUGUGAACAUUGAGAAGGUGGUCAAUGAUAUUCUUCUUCCAACCAAACAUGAAGUUAAGGAGGUUAAUUAACUAAGGUGUAUGAAUUUCUAUAUAUCUUCCUCUUCUCCUUGUGUUUUUGUAAUAGUUUUUCGUAGUUCUUUCCUUUCUUCCGUACUUUUGCAUUGUCAUACUUUGAUAUAGUGGCGGAAAAAUGAGUAAUUAAAACAGGUAUCCACCUAUAUUAUCUACUAAAAAGUGGGUUGGAUAAUGAACUGUUUCAAAAAUGGAUCAAAUAUGGAUAAAAUCUAUAUUAUCCACUAAAAAAAUGAAUAAUCAAUGAGUUUAACUUUUA